CAGCAGGUGGUCAAAGCAGAUAUCGUGAACUACAGUCAAGAGUCUGUGGCUCGAGCCGUCAACCCUCCGCGCAGCUCCAUGUGUGUCAUCCAGUGAUCCAGCCAGCCGGCCGUCUGAGAUCUGUGUGUGUGUGUGUGUGUGUGUGUGUGUGUGUGUUGAUCAUGUAAUCUCAGCACUUCUUCAUGUUGAAUCAUGACUCAGUUGACAGUAUUUCUGCAUUGAGAGUGAGUAUCUCUGAUGUGACGGCACACAUCCUCCUGGCGUUCCCCUGCGCUUCUGAACUGGCUAUUCUUGUUAAAGCCCCCCUGAAAUGAAAAUAUAGAGGAAUCAAUACAGAGAUUCUGCUGUUUAUAACCAUGAAGUAACCGUAAAUAUUCAUAUGUAAUCCUCCAUGUGAUGAUGAAUUCACUCGUGCUGCAGCAGGGUGAAGAGGUUACGGGAACGUUCUGGCAAUGUUGAUCAGAGGUUGUGGAAACAUUCUAUUUCUGUAAAGGAAACCUCCCUGGCCAACUGAAGGAAGAGGGCAUGUUUGGGGAGCCAAAGCUGGUUAAUGCUGCCGCUGCAUGUUCAUGACAGAUAUGUGAUGUUCAUGAGCUUCACACUGGAGCAGUAAUCUGCUGUCACACAGAGCCGAGCUGUGCUGAGUGUGUGCAGGCGGCCUGUAAACACCGUCUGACUGAUUUGUUGAUGUGUGUGUGUGUGUGUGUGUGUGUGUGUGUUUUCAUUUCCGCAGGACGCCCGGACCCCUCUGCUUAUAGCGGUGUGAUGAUAUGACCUCUGAAUAUUUCUAUUGAAAUGCUGAAUGUGUUUGUAAGCUCCAGGUGUUGUAGAGCGUCUUUUAGGAAUAAAUGUCAGUCUCCGA
Danio rerio (zebrafish) is the source of this 862-nucleotide messenger RNA. RefSeq names its product RAB28, member RAS oncogene family (gene rab28). The record is from RefSeq and is marked validated. Gene Ontology annotation, molecular function: G protein activity; GTPase activity; GTP binding. Gene Ontology annotation, cellular component: plasma membrane; nucleus. Lineage: Eukaryota; Metazoa; Chordata; Actinopteri; Cypriniformes; Danionidae.